GUCAGGGGUUCCUAGUUGCAGCGUGAUUACCAACGCCAGCUCCCUUCACUGGCCAAGACAGCGAUUCCGCGGCUCCUCUGAGAACUGGCGCUUGGGCGUGACGGAUCGGGCCCCUGGAGAGGAGCAGUGCUCACAGGUUCUUAGCUCAAGCGCAAGAAUUACUGCAAUCCAGUAAGGCAGAUUUGAAGUAUUGUGGGAGUUCUAUUUAGGAAGAUGCAACCUCUGAGCAAGUUGAUGGCUAUCUCAAAACCUCAAAACCUGUCUCUACAUGAAAAAAGAGACUUUCUGAGAGCAGAUCUGUCUUGGCAGCAGGAAACCACCCCUGUCAUGGAGACACAGGACUCUGAGGCAUCUCGUCAAAAGUUCAGACAUUUCCAAUAUUUGAAAGUGUCUGGACCCCAUGAAGCCCUGAGCCAACUCUGGGAGCUCUGUGUUCAAUGGCUGAGACCAGAGAUUCAUACAAAGAAGCAGAUCAUUGAACUGUUGGUGCUGGAACAAUUCCUGGCAGUCCUGCCUGAAGAAGUCAGGACUUGGGUGAAUUUACAACAUCCAAACAACAGUAAAGAUGUGGUGACUCUCAUGGAAAAUGUGAUUGAAAUGCUUAAAGAUGAAGAUACACCCUGCAAGGACUCUGUGCCCCAGAAGGCGAGCAUCAAGGAUAAAAUGAAGGCUGACUCACUAACAGGCAAACCACAGGAACCAGUGACAUUCAAAGAUGUGGUUGUGGAAUUCAGCAAGGAAGAGUGGGGGCAACUGGACUCUGCUGUAAAGAACCUGUACAGGGAUGUGAUGCUGGAAAACUUUAGGAACCUGAAUUCAUUGCGUAAAGCACAUCUACUUUCCAAACCAGUUGAGAGCCUUGAGUUGAAGAAUAAGAAGAAAAGAUGGAUAACGGAGAAAGAAAUAUCAAGGAAGACUAUUUCUGACAUGCAGAGUAUUUCUGGAGAAGAAACAUCCCAUGGAGUGAUUAUGACAAGGCUUACCAAAAGUGGACAACCUUUCUCAGAUGUCUGGAAAGAUGAGGAUUGGUUAUAUAGGAACCAGAAAAAACAGGACAUAGAUUUGCCACAAGAAUUUCCUGAAACAAUCUAUACUGAGGAGGAAGAUUUUGGAUGUAGUGAAAAUAAGAAAAGCUUUGAUAUUAAUUCAGUUAGCUCAAUUUGUGCUAUACAACAGGGAAUUCCAAAAUGUGAGGGGUCUCCAAAAUGUGAUAAGUGGAAAACUCACUUCAAAUUUAAUUUAGACUCAGUAGGUAAGCAACAUUCAGAAUAUGAUGAAUAUGGGAAUGACUUCAGCCUGAGUACAGAUAUUCAACACCAAGAAAGUCAUACUACAAUGAAUUUCUAUGAAUGUUACCAAUGUGGAAAAGCCUUCUGCCGAAGUUCAUCCCUUAUUCGACAUCAGAUCAUUCACACAGGAGAGAAACCCUAUAAAUGCAGUGAAUGUGGAAGAUUCUUCAACAGACGUACAAAUCUUACUAAGCAUCAAAAACUUCACACUGAAGCAAAGGCCUGCACAAGCAAUAAAAGUCAAAAGGCCUUCUGUAAAAGUGAAGACAGUAAUAAUUCAACAGUCCACUUUAGAAAUAAUUCCUAUGAAUGCGUUAACUGUGGAAAAUCCUUCAACCGGAGCUCCUCUCUUAUUCGACACCAAAUAAUUCAUACAGGAGAGAAACCAUUCAAAUGUAAGGAAUGUAAUAAAGCCUUCAACAGGAGUUCAAACCUUGUUAAACAUCAAAAACUGCAUACUCAAGAUAAGUCCUGAAAAAAGAAAAAAUGAAAGAUUACCUUCAGUCAAAAUGCAGAAAUCAUUCAACAUCAUGAAUUUAUGCUAGAUAAAAUCUCAUGAAUAUAAUGUAAGAAAACAUACUAUUUAUUCUUUAAAUUGAAAACAUAUUUAAAGAUUAUUCUUUAAAUAUGUUUUCUCAUAUUUAAUAAAUAAUAUCUUUAAUAUGUUUUCUUACAUUAUAUUUAAUAAUUAAAGAUUAUUCUUUAAAUAGUAUGACAGAAUUAAUAAUGGAUAGAAAUAUUAUUGGAUAGAAAUCUGUUUGAAGGAGUUUCCCUGGCUUUCAGAUGAAGCAAUAAGGCUUUGGAGUUAAACACAGUAUCACCAUAGAAGUGUUUGUGUAUCAUUAUUUUGAUAUCCAUUGCCCUCACCUUUCCCUAGUUCAUAAAUAGGGCUAUAGCAUUCUAAUAUCCACCUGAUUUAUUGAUGAAGCAGACAUUAGGCAAAGCCAAACAAAAUACUCUUAAAGCUGAUACUUAAUAAAACUCAGCCCUUUUACGAGGGUCACAAAAAUCAGGAGCUCAUGAGAAUAAAAGAGAAUAAAAGCCCUAUAUAAGGACAGAAAUCUUUGAAUUAAUGCCUAAGACAACAGUAACAGCCAUUUACUCCACCCCUGACAAUAUCCUUUGCUGUCUUGGUGCUGAAUGGAAACUAGAGUUGAGAGAGGGUUAUCAAUUGCAAUGGGAGAAGGAUGUAUUGUUGUUAAUCUAUAUGUAUUCUUAAAAUCUGCAUUUUUAAAAAUCAUAGCAGGUCUUUGAAAAAUGUUUUUGUUUUGUUAUAAUGUUGUAAUUGUUAUAAUGUUGAUGAGACAGAUAUCAAUUCCCAGCCAGGGACACUGUCUAUGUGGAGUUUGCACAUUCUCCCCAUGUUUCCAGGUGCUCCAGUUUCAAACCUCAAAGAUUAAUUGAUCUAUUAGAUUAAUUGACAUUUCUAAAUUAUCUCAGUCUGAAUUUGCCUGUGAGGGAGAGUACCCUGCAGUAGAAUGGCUUCUAAUCAGGGUUGGUUCCCAUCAUUGCCCUGAGCUGCUAGGAUGUGCUCUGUCCACCCAUGGUUCCGUACUGGAAUAAUUGGGUAAAUAAUUAUGUUACCUGUAUUUUUUAAUCCUUCUUAAAUGUGUGUAUAGCUCAGAUUUAUCUUCAUGUCUAAUACUGGAAGCAUUUGGUAUCUUUAGAAGUUUGGUUACGUUGUGACCAGACAUUUGUCAAAGGAACUUAACUCUUGUUUGUAUCCAUUAGUCUAUGGUAAAAUUGAUUUUGUUAUACAUCAUUUCACUUACAGUUGUAGUUUCUAAGAACCUAUUGAUGACGUUCAGUGCAGACUUACUGUACCUUUGGGAACCUGGGUUGGAGAGACAUCCAUAGCCUUAGUUAUAUCAUUUAUCCCAGACAUGAGCUUAUUAAAGUGUCCUAAUACUCUAUACACCAGAACUGUGUCUUCUGUAAACAACCACAGGAUCCCUUCUGGUUCUUGAGACAAGAAGAAUGACUUAAUCUACCCCAAAAAAAUUCGCGCUGGAGACAUUCCCAAUUGAUGAUGGUAGCUUUUUGUGAAAGUUUCUACUUUAUUCAAAGGCAGAAAAGGUAUACUGGAGUGAACACCUAUGAUUUGUUAAAUAAUGUCAAAA
This is a messenger RNA of Callithrix jacchus (white-tufted-ear marmoset), 3409 nucleotides long. RefSeq names its product zinc finger protein 215 (gene ZNF215). Gene Ontology annotation, molecular function: RNA polymerase II transcription regulatory region sequence-specific DNA binding; DNA-binding transcription factor activity, RNA polymerase II-specific. Gene Ontology annotation, cellular component: nucleus. Gene Ontology annotation, biological process: regulation of transcription by RNA polymerase II. NCBI's taxonomy places the organism in Eukaryota, Metazoa, Chordata, Mammalia, Primates, Cebidae. The record is from RefSeq and is a predicted model, not a curated record.